UCUUUCACACAGUGCCGCCGAACCCUUCGUCCCAGCACCUCCUCGCGGACAGCACCAGCCAACACCAUCAUCGCGGAGCCAGCACCACCCCCCGCCGCCACCCACAGCAUCAUCUUUGGCCUCGCGGAGACGCGGACACUAGCCUACCCAGUAACCCCCAAGCCCCACCCCCAAACGGAGUACGAAACCUAGCCGCUCUCUCCCUAGGUCUCACAGCCUCGCUCUCUGCACCUCCCAGCUGUGGCGAGGGACCGUUCCGACCACCACCUCCAGAGUUGUCAACGGUAGCUCCCAAUGGUACUGAAACUGAUACUAUGAAUGGAAUCAAGAAACCCUAAAUUGAGUCAAUAGCAUGCAGCAGGGAGGAGGAUCCGACACGGAAGUGACAUGGGAGGACGAGCAGAACAUCAAUAAGUUGGGAAGAUUGAACAAUCGCUUUCUGCUAGUCCCGCUCCUUCUGCUCCGCUCUCUUCGCCGGUCUUCUUCUCAGGAAUUAGACAUUGGGAUUGAAGACUUGAAAGCAAAUCCAGAAGAGAAAUCAAAGUUUUCACCAACAUUGCGAUUUGGAAGUUGUUCUGAGAAAGGACCAAAGCAGUUCAUGGAAGAUGAGUUUAUUUGUGUUGAUAUCAUUCACGAAUAUUCCAGUGCUGCCACCAUGCCUUCUCCAGCAGGAUUUUAUGGGGUAUUUGAUGGGCAUGGAGGAAUUGAUGCGGCAUCAUUUACCAAAAUAAACAUUCUUAAGCUAAUAGUUGAAGAUUCACAUUUUCCAUCCAACAUUAAGAAAGCUAUUAAGAGUGCAUUUGUGAAAGUGGAUCAUGCAUUUGCAGAUGCUACUUCACUUGAUAGUUCUUCAGGCACCACAGCAAUUGUUGCCCUUAUUUUGGAAAGGGACUUGAUAGUUGCCAAUGUGGGGGAUUCUCGUGCCGUAAUGGGAAAAAGAGGUAAAGCCAUAGAACUUUCCAAAGAUCAUAAGCCAAACAGCACUUCUGAAAGAUUAAGAAUUGAGAAACUAGGUGGUGUGAUCUAUGAUGGAUACCUCAAUGGACAACUAUCAGUGGCACGUGCUCUUGGGGAUUGGCACAUCAAAGGUUACAAAGGUAAUUCAAUGUGCCCAUUAAGCUCAGAGCCAGAAUUAGAAGAGGUUGUAUUAACAGAAGAAGAUGAGUUCUUAAUAAUGGGGUGUGAUGGAUUAUGGGAUGUGAUGAGUAGCCAAUAUGCUGUAACAAUGGUGAGAAAGGAGCUGAUGAAACACAAUGAUCCAAUGGAAUGUGCAAGAGCUCUUGUUUCUGAAGCACUUCAACGCAAUGCAUGUGACAAUCUCACUGUUUUGGUCAUUUGUUUCUCCAUGGAUCCACCUCCUAAGAUUGAAAUCAUCUCUAGGUUACAUAAGAGGAGGAGUAUUUCUGCUGAAGCCAUUGAUGUUCUCAAGGGUUUGAUCAAUGCCACAACUUAAAUAUACAUUAAUUAAUUAACUAGUUAGUGCUUCAAUUUUGCAAGAGAAUGCUGUUUGUAUAUAUAAAGGGAUUAUUAAUUAUAUUAUAUUCAUAUGAAGA
Molecule: messenger RNA, 1553 nt
Organism: Arachis duranensis
Lineage: Eukaryota; Viridiplantae; Streptophyta; Magnoliopsida; Fabales; Fabaceae
Product: probable protein phosphatase 2C 47
Exons: 6
Coding region: 353-1453 (366 amino acids)
Biological process (GO): protein dephosphorylation
Molecular function (GO): protein serine/threonine phosphatase activity; cation binding
Source: RefSeq, a predicted model, not a curated record